ACUCUACAGUAAUCAGUACAACAGUACAAGAGCAGCGAUGUUUCGUGUAAUAUUAUCCACCCUUUGUUUGACCUUCGGUGUCUUCGUCAGCGUAAAAGCUGAGAAAAGUUGCGACUCUUUAGGCACCCUCAUCUAUGAGGAUAUGGCCUGUAGGCCAGUGAAGAAAGAUGGCAGGGGUUGCGCUAUACAGUACGAAUGCGACGAUGUAUCCCAGAAAAUCGAUUCUUGUUUCUUUAGAGGGAAAAGUUACCCACUAUAUGGACAACUCAGAAAUGAAUUAACUAAUGAAGACUGCGGCGCGGAGUGUACCUGCCAUAAUUAUUUCGGAACUCCAAGUUUUGUAUGUUUGUUAAUAUAUUGUGUCAAUGGGCAGAGUUUUGAUUUGAAGCCUGGUUGCUACGACAAAUACGAAUUGGAUAAAUGUUGUCCCGUAGGAAUGACGUGUCCUUCGGAAGACAACCCGUUAGCAGAAUGCCACGUAGACGGAAAAGUAUACAAAGAGGGUGAAAAGUUCUAUCCAAAAGAUACCUGCCUUAAAUGUGUUUGUGGUAAAGGCUGGAACGGACGUUUUGAACAUCCUUUCUGUAAGAGGUCUUUGUGCAGUAUUCAGUUUGACGGAAUAGGCCAGGUGCAUAGCAAUUGCGCACCUCUUUAUUUAAAUAAAGAGGUACUUUGUUGUCCAAUCACUUGGGUUUGUCCUACCUAUAAAUCUGACCAUAUCACCAAAAUUAACAACAAUGUUGAUUCGAACUCAGACCUCUUCUGUGUAUUUGGAUCUAAAACGUUAAAACUUGGGGAAGGAUUCCAAAGGAAAGUCAGCUAUUUCCUCCCUCCAAGAGAUGUUCAGUGUGAAUGUAUAGUACCACCGUUACUAACGUGCAAAGUAAUGUAGAAGUUCAAAAUUUAGUCUCGGAAUCGUAUAAUAGAUCGAAAGUUUUAAUUAAUGGUGUUAGUUUUGUUGCUUAGAUAUACUAAUAUCAUUUUUUUUUAAAUAUUUUUUUCCAAGCUGUAAUUCAAUUAUUUCAUUUUGUACAUGUUUGUGGAAAUUUGAGAAUAAUAAAUA
Molecule: messenger RNA, 1063 nt
Organism: Anoplophora glabripennis (Asian longhorned beetle)
Lineage: Eukaryota; Metazoa; Arthropoda; Insecta; Coleoptera; Cerambycidae
Exons: 6
Coding region: 38-892 (284 amino acids)
Source: RefSeq, a predicted model, not a curated record